UUGUAUCAGUGCGUCUCGAGAGAGCUUGCUGUGUAGACGGGUUUUCAUUAAAUGCCAAACGUACGUUUCAUUUAAUAUAUAAACAUUUAAGAAAUGUCCUUCGAUAAUUUUGUAUAUAAUAUCAAACGCGAGAAUCCCGAGAUUCUGACUGAUGUGAGGCGUGUCUUAUCAAGCGGCGAAUGCUUCUCGCCCGAACGCACCAUGUCGCUCUCGCAAAUACGUGCCGGCUACAAGAAACUAACAGACUGGGAAUUUCCCAACAUGGUCGAUCCACGCACUGAACUCUGUUUCCUGCUCUCAGAGCCUUACAUUGCGGGCUUUGCAAACAAGCAAGGAACAUUCCGCUUUUACAUCGUGCCACACGCGGAAAAGUAAAACACACUUUAAGUUUAGUGCCAUGAAAUGUUGUACAAAUAAAACGUGAUGAAAAUUGCA
Messenger RNA from Drosophila mojavensis, 435 nucleotides. RefSeq lists its product as uncharacterized. The record is from RefSeq and is a predicted model, not a curated record. NCBI's taxonomy places the organism in Eukaryota, Metazoa, Arthropoda, Insecta, Diptera, Drosophilidae. Bases 94 to 375 code for a protein of 93 amino acids. The transcript has 2 exons.